Molecule: messenger RNA, 1834 nt
Organism: Oreochromis aureus
Lineage: Eukaryota; Metazoa; Chordata; Actinopteri; Cichliformes; Cichlidae
Product: glucosamine-6-phosphate isomerase 2
Exons: 7
Coding region: 116-943 (275 amino acids)
Biological process (GO): N-acetylglucosamine catabolic process; D-glucosamine catabolic process; carbohydrate metabolic process
Cellular component (GO): cytoplasm
Molecular function (GO): identical protein binding; glucosamine-6-phosphate deaminase activity
Source: RefSeq, a predicted model, not a curated record
ACCACGCGGACUUCCAUAUGUUCCACACGUAUCAGCUGACGGGCAGAUGAUCACGUGACGAUCAUCUGAUUCCUGAUCAGACAAACGACAGAUUUUUCAGUGAGACCUUACUACUAUGAGGCUGGUCAUUCUCGACGACUAUGAUCUGGCCAGUGAGUGGGCAGCAAAAUACAUCCGCAACAGAAUAGUCCAGUUUAAGCCUUCUGCUGACAGAUUCUUUACUCUGGGCUUGCCAACAGGUAGCACUCCUUAUGGCUGUUACCAGAAGUUAAUUGAAUACUACAGACAUGGUGAUAUUUCAUUCAAAUAUGUGAAAACCUUUAACAUGGAUGAGUAUGUCGGUCUACCUCGUGCUCAUCCGGAGAGUUACCACUCCUACAUGUGGAACAAUUUCUUCAAGCACAUUGACAUUGAUCCAGCUAAUGCUCACAUUCUUGAUGGAAAUGCACAGAACUUGGAGGAAGAGUGUCAGGCUUAUGAGCAGAAGAUCGCUGAAGCUGGAGGAAUCGAGUUGUUUGUUGGAGGUAUUGGUCCUGAUGGUCACAUAGCAUUCAACGAGCCUGGCUCCAGCCUGGUUUCCAGAACGAGAGUGAAAACCCUUGCAAAGGACACCAUUGUGGCAAAUGCUCGUUUCUUUGGCAAUGACCUCUCCAAGGUUCCCACAAUGGCUCUAACUGUUGGUGUAGGAACUGUCAUGGAUGCCAAGGAGGUGAUGAUUCUUAUCACAGGAGCACACAAAGCUUUUGCUCUCUACAAAGCCAUAGAGGAGGGAGUUAACCACAUGUGGACAGUAUCAGCGUUCCAGCAGCACCCACGUACCAUUUUUGUCUGUGAUGAGGAUGCCACCUUGGAGCUCAGAGUCAAAACUGUCAAAUACUUCAAAGGUUUAAUGCAUGUCCAUAAUAAACUGGUGGACCCAGUGCUCAGCAUAAAAGACCAGUAAAGGAGCCAGUGACUAAGGAAGACAACUGAAGGUUGUGACCAAUGAUUUCAGGAUUCAACAUAACUGUUCCACGUCUGAAGAGCUGGUGUUUGAGUCCUUAACUGUGCAUGUUGUUUAUUCAGAAACUUACUUUGAAUGUUAUUCUUUUUAGACUGUUACUGAUUAUUAGUGAAAGGUCACUGUUCAUUUAUGUUGCGAUGUAGUUAUAACAUGAGUUUACCUAUCUGAGGCGUUUUGUUUAAUAUUUAACUAAUUAAAACUAGUUCAUGUUUAACUAGUUUUUUCAGGAUUACUUUUUUCCACAAAGUAAUGACCAUAAACAAAACGCCCAAAUUUGUUUGGUGGUUGAAGUGAACCUAGACUCUUUGUCCAUAUUCAUUCCCAAAGUAGAAGGCAACAAUGUGCGGACAAUAGUUCAACAAAAGUAGCAAAUGUGAUGUGUAUGUUGGUCAAAUCUUGUCAACCAAAUAAACACUGUACAAGCAGAUAUAUUUUAGGGUCCUCGUAAAUUAAAGAGAGCCUGUUACUGUCCAACAAUAAUUACCAGUCGGUGGAUUUGAGUGUCUCACAUGUGGAGACCAUGAGUGGUUUUGAGCUGAUGUUCCCAGUGUUAGAAGACUCUGAGAUAUGGUUUAAUGCUCCUGUUCGAAAACCUUCUGUUGGGAUGAUUUUUUUUCACACUGCCAAAAAACAAAAAUUAGUGUCAAAGUGAAAAACUCCACCCAGUUUUCUUUUACAAGGGGUUCAUAACAUGUGUGUCCCAGACACGUAAGGUGUUGGUUUCAUACACUUACUGGACGAGUGUGUAUUGCUAUUGUAAUUAAUUAAUGCUGUUACACCCGAGUGUACUGAAAUGCAGUGUGACUGCAGCAUAAAUUUAAUUUGUCUUAA